AUUGCUAUUGAAAUAUGUAUGUAACACGCAGAGUACAAAUUCUACAGCUGUUAAUAUAUCAGUCAUGUUAAAUAACAAUUCAAUUUGUAUUUAAAUACUUUUAUAAUAUUUAUCUUAUUCAGAAAAUUUAAACAUAAAAUUACAUGAGUCUUGCAAAUCAACCUUUAAGAUCAUGCUCGUCCAAAAAGGAAUUCAGAAAAUUGAUGUAUACAGAUAAUAAUUAAAGUUUACAUUUUAUAUUGCAUAUAGAUUUAUCAGUUUUCUUAUAUUAGAAGCAGAAAUUUUAGUACUUUAUUUUACUUAAUUUCAAAAAUUUACCUUUCACAAAGGUAAAAUGGUUUCUCAAAUAUUUGAUGAAUCUUCAAAAGGAAUGCAGUUAGUUAAUUCAGAUGAUGAAUCUCAGACUCAUAUACCAACUGAUAAACAAGUUGGUGGUAUUAAUAAAAUACAAAUGAAAAAACAACUUGGCCUUUUAGAAGGAGUUGCAAUUAUUUUAGGAAUUAUAUGUGGUUCAGGUAUUUUCAUUUCUCCAAAAGGUGUAAUCAUAGAAGUAGGAAGCGUUGGAGUUUCUUUAAUUGUUUGGGUUUUAUGCGGUUUACUUUCCAUGGUGGGAGCAUUAUGCUAUGCUGAAUUGGGUACUUGCAUACCUCGUAGUGGUGGAGAUUAUGCUUAUAUUUAUGAGGCUUUUGGUGAUUUACCUGCUUUUCUAUAUUUAUGGGCAGCUAACUUAAUUUUUGUACCAACUACAAAUGCUAUCAUGGGAUUAACUUUUGCUGAAUAUGUUUUAAAACCAUUUUUUCCCAAUUGUUCUAUUCCAGAUAAUAGCGUACGUCUACUGGCAGCAGUUACUAUUUGUUUACUUACAUUCGCAAAUUGUUAUGAUGUUAAAGAAACAUCUAAAAUGCAAAAUGUAUUCAUAUUUGCUAAAGUUGGUGCAUUAAUAAUUAUAAUUAUUGCUGGGUUGGUUUGGAUGAUGUUAGGACAUACAGAAAAUUUUGAAAAUGUCUUUGAAAAUACAAUCACGGAUCCUAGCAAAAUCGCAGUUGCCUUUUGUUCUGGUAUAUUUUCAUAUUCUGGAUGGAAUUACUUAAAUUUUAUGACUGAAGAAUUGAAAGAUCCUUAUGUGAAUUUACCACGAGCUAUAUACAUAUCACUACCUUUAGUUACUUUCAUUUAUGUAUUGGCAAAUGUAGCUUAUUUAUCAGUUUUAACACCAACUGCGAUGAUUGCCUCUCAUGCAAUUGCUGUGACUUUUGGAGAUCAACUUCUUGGUGUAAUGGCAUGGACAAUACCUGUAAUGGUAGCUAUAUGUGCAUUUGGAGGAUUAAGUGUUCAUAUUAUGACAUCAUCUCGAAUGUGUUUUGUUGGUGCCAGGAACGGACAUUUUCCUUCAAUGUUAAGUCAUAUUAAUAUUUCGAGAUUUACACCUACACCUGCCUUAGUUUUUCUUUGUAUAUUAUCUUUAGUAAUGCUGUGCACAAGUGAUAUUUUUGUAUUGAUUACAUACUGCAGCAUAGUCGAAUCAUUUUUUAUAAUGUUAUCAGUAUCUGGUGUUUUAUGGCUUCGUUAUAAACAGCCUAAUAUGAGUCGACCCAUUAAAAUGCCUUUAUGGAUUCCUAUCACGUUUGUAUGCAUAUGUGCAUUUUUAGUAUUUUUUCCCUCCUACCAAAGACCAUACGAAGUUGGAAUAGGUGCCUUAAUAACUUUAUCUGGAAUUCCAGCUUAUUUUAUUGGUGUUAGAUGGAAAAAUAAGCCACUAUGGUUUCAACGAUUUAUUCUUGAAAUUACUUAUAUCAUUCAAAAAUUAUUCAUAUCUGCCACUGAGGAACGGGAUCAUUGAUUUACAUAGUACGAAUAUUAAAACAAUUUGGUGUUGCAUUGAAUUUUGACAUUUUGCUUUAAUAUACAUGGUACUAAUUUGCAUAUUGCUAACACCACAUAACUGUGUUCUUGGUAAACAAAAGUUUACAGUGUAUAUGUAAGAUAAACGCGAAAUUGCUCUCUAGAGUGUAAGAUUAAUUAUUUAUGUGUGUUAUUUACAUUGUAUAACUGACAAUUAUUAUUUAUUUUGAGAAAAUCUUAACCACUUUAAUUUCUUACAUGUAGAAUGAUAGUUUUGGUUCUCUAAUAAUCGCAUAGCAUUAUAUGCGAAUAUUGCUACAAAAUAUAUCUAGGAGUGAUGAUAUAUUUUUCCAAGUAUUAAUAUACAUGUUUUUUAAUCCUUAUUUAAUAAAUUAAAAAAAUAAACAUUAUUUAUCUGAGUUAAUCAUUAAAUUUAAAUAAUUGUGUUGAAGAUAUUAAGCACAUUAUUAUUAUACUGUAAUGUAUAGCAAUGUAAACAUACAUGUUAAGAUUUUAUUAAAUAAUUUUAAAAUAAUAAUAAUAUGAUAUUUUUCAAUACUUUCAAAGUAAAAUAUGAUAUAUAAUGAUAUUAAUCGUAGCUUCCAUGAUACAGAUAAUCCAUAAUAAAAAGUUUGAUCAAAGUUUUUAUAGUAUUGUGAUAAAAUUAUUUCAAAAAUAAAUUAUAUAGAUAAAAACUGAUAUUAUUUGUAAUUGGUAUUAGUAAAAAAAAUAAUAUGACAAAAUUUUCUGUCUGUUAGACAAGGACAAAAUUUCAACUCAUUCAAAUACAUAUAUUCUAAUUUUGUAUCUCCUGUCAUUUAUCUGUUUAAAUAUUCAUUAAAUACAUGAAAUAACAACUUAUUAGUAAAUAAUAUACAUUCAUGCACAUUCAUUUUCUAUUACAUACAUUAAUGAAACUGGUAUUUUUGCUGUCUUGUAAUGAGCUUUAAGUACAUUGUUGUUUAUUAUAUUUAUUUACAUAAUCAAAAAAUUCAUAUAAGCAACAUCUUAGUAGAAUAUGCUUCCUUUGUUUAACAGUGAUUUAAAAUUUAAAUAAUACCAGAUGUCUGUACAGAACAAAAUUUAUACACACAUUGUAUAAAGAAAUUGAAAAAUUGGUAAAUUUUUGAGAUGUAAAUAAUGGAAUGUUAUACAUAUUUCUAUUUUUUCUAUGUAAUCUAUAAUUUCACAACAGCCAUUACAUA
Molecule: messenger RNA, 3047 nt
Organism: Bombus terrestris (buff-tailed bumblebee)
Lineage: Eukaryota; Metazoa; Arthropoda; Insecta; Hymenoptera; Apidae
Gene: gb
Product: Y+L amino acid transporter 2
Exons: 12
Coding region: 335-1840 (501 amino acids)
Biological process (GO): amino acid transmembrane transport
Cellular component (GO): membrane
Molecular function (GO): L-amino acid transmembrane transporter activity
Source: RefSeq, a predicted model, not a curated record